Papaver somniferum (opium poppy) is the source of this 2483-nucleotide messenger RNA. Its product is annotated as beta-glucuronosyltransferase GlcAT14A-like. The record is from RefSeq and is a predicted model, not a curated record. Gene Ontology annotation, cellular component: membrane. Lineage: Eukaryota; Viridiplantae; Streptophyta; Magnoliopsida; Ranunculales; Papaveraceae. Gene Ontology annotation, molecular function: glucuronosyltransferase activity. The transcript is spliced from 4 exons. Bases 999 to 2300 code for a protein of 433 amino acids.
ACCAGUGUCUUCGAGUUCGAAGUUGUCAUCCAAAACAUCACAAAAGUCUUCCCACUUCACACUUCACGCGGCACGGUAAUUAAACCCAAUAAACCUCGCAUUAAUUAUUUUACUUCACUUAAUCACAGUUUGUUUGUUUAAAGUACUUAUCAAAUCAAUUUAAGAUUUUCUUCUUUUUUUUCUUUUUACUAAAUUAGUUUUGUUUAUAUUAUCAUUUCUCUUCUACACACUUUCCCUUUAAUAUUAAUAUAUAUAUAUUGUAAUUUAUUAUCUGCCCUAAUGUUUAGUUUUGAUAUCAAUUAAGAAUUCUCAAUCUCACAAAAAAGGAGCUGUUAGUAUUACUAAAGGCUGUGUCCAUUGAAGAUCAGAAAAUAAGGAUUUUCUCUCUGGGUUAGUAAAUGUUUGAGUUGUUACAUUAUUCUGUUUAGUUUCAGUUUUAAAAACGAGAUCCUCUGGCAUCAAAUAUUAAUACAUUUUGAUUUAAUAGCUUUUGCUGUUUUUAUUACAUACUUAGAACCUUGUAACGCAAGUAUAAGGUGUGAAUUUUGCUGUUACUUCAAGUUUCUGUAAGUUAGGAAUCAAAGAAUUCAAAUAUUUGUUCUGCUCCGUACGAAUCAGAUCUAAAGAAGACUGAAAAUUUCAUCUUUAACUGUUUUCUUUUAAGGAAUAUUGACUGUUGCAGUUUUGUUUUUUUGCUUUUUCUUUCACCUUGGCAACUUAUGCAUCAACAAUUUUAGAGUAAUUUGAUUUUUGAUAUGUUGAUUUCAUUGAAAACCUGAUACUUUUUCUGAAGGAUUUGUCUGUUUAAAUGUUAUUUAUCCCUAAAAAAAGACGGCUUUGGUUCUGUUACCGAAGCUCAUUGCUUCUGUUUGCUCCUCUUAUUAAUCGACUUCUUCAGAUUCUUUGGAAGUUUGGUUAUCUCUCUUUACAAAAUUGGAUUUCUGAGGAAUUAGUAUUCAGUAAACACACUACAUUGGUAUUGACUAAUUUGAAGAAGAAUGAGGAAAAAUGGGAAUUCUCAUUCAAUAAGACACUUUAGUGAUAGGAGGUGGCGUCUUCCAUUUUUUGCGAGUUUGCUUGUCUCGAUUACUCUAUUUUUUGCUGCGUAUUGUGGGAUAUUCUCGUCUACGAAUGGCGGGGACCUUGAUCUUAUUUCACUUGCUAGAACUGAAGAUUCUGGUGAGUAUUUCGUAGAAUCAGAUUUUAAGAAUUCUUAUGAAAAAUCCGGGGAUUCAAAAAUGGAAGCUCCAAGGAUAGCUUAUCUUAUUUCGGGGACAAAAGGAGAUAGUCAGAGAAUGAGGAGAACAUUGCAGGCGGUCUAUCAUCCAAGGAAUCAGUAUAUUUUACAUUUAGAUCUUGAAGCUCCACCUAGAGAACGGAUUGAUUUGACAAUGUCUAUUAAGGCUGAUCCUACUUUUCGUGAAUUGGAAAAUGUGCGGGUAAUGGCACAGUCGAAUUUGGUGACUUACAGGGGACCUACAAUGAUUGCUUCUACCCUUCAAGCUGUGGCAGUUCUAUUGAAGGAAGGUGCACAAUGGGAUUGGUUUAUAAAUCUCAGCGCGUCGGAUUAUCCUCUUGUUACACAGGAUGAUAUGCUUCAUGUGUUUUCUAAUUUGACAAGGAAUCUCAAUUUUAUUGAGCACACACAAAUCAUGGGGUGGAAAGUGAAUCAGAGAGCAAAACCAAUCAUCAUAGAUCCGGGUCUUUACUUAUCCAAGAAGACUGAUAUAUUUUGGACUACUCAACGCCGGUCACUUCCAACAGCUUUCAAGCUAUUUACCGGUUCUGCAUGGGUGAUGCUCACACGAUCAUUUCUCGAGUACUGUAUAUGGGGCUGGGAUAAUCUUCCACGAACUCUUCUAAUGUAUUACACCAACUUUGUAUCCUCCCCAGAAGGGUACUUUCACACUGUUAUCUGUAACACAGAAGAGUUCAAGCAUACUGCCAUAAGCCAUGACCUCCAUUACAUUGCUUGGGACACUCCUCCAAAACAACACCCUCGGGUCUUAACAAUAAAAGACUUUGACAACAUGGUGAAAAGUGGAGCUCCGUUUGCGAGGAAAUUCGCCAAGAAUGAUCCAGUUUUAGACAAGAUUGACCUAGAGAUCCUAGGUCGUUCAGAAAGGGGAUUUGUUCCUGGUGGUUGGUGCAUCGGCAAUGCGGAAGGUGAUGCUGAUCCAUGCUCUUUGAGAGGGAGUGAUUUGACGUUUCGACCGGGCCCAGGUGCUGAAAGGCUACAAGGGUUGGUUCAGACUCUCUUGGUGGAAAAUACUGAGGACACGCGAUGUGUGUUCCAUUGAGAAUUGAUGUACAAAAACUUACCUGCAGAGCUUGUUAAUGGAUGCAAAUGCUGUUGAUGUAAAGUAUAAACACAGGCUAAAUCUGCUUUUGCACCAUUGUUUUGAAUUAACAGUUCAAAAUGGAAUUUUUGUUAUAGUCAUACUAACUGAGUUUAAUGGAAGGAGCUGUUGACAGAUUAACCA